This is a messenger RNA of Sapajus apella (tufted capuchin), 2006 nucleotides long. It is a transcript of the gene MKRN2OS, whose product is annotated as MKRN2 opposite strand. Lineage: Eukaryota; Metazoa; Chordata; Mammalia; Primates; Cebidae. The record is from RefSeq and is a predicted model, not a curated record. The transcript is spliced from 4 exons. Bases 399 to 1070 code for a protein of 223 amino acids.
UGCACCCCAGCCUGGGUGACGGAGUGAGACCCUAUCUCUAAAUAAAUAAAUAAAAGUUUUGAUAGAAAUAUGAAUCCAGCGCUGCCACUGCAAGGGAGGGCUAAGGGGAGCUGAGAAAGAUUUCAUGGAAAAGUGUGGCUUUAAAGGAUGAAUAGAAGCUGGCAGUCAUCCGUUACCAUAAACAAUGGAAAUAAACAAACAGAAACUAGCUCUUUAAGAAACAGUCUACAGGGAGGGCUGGCUACUGGUUAAUCCUACCUGGUUUGGCUUCUGAAGCCAUCAGUCAAGAUGACAUCACCAUUGAUCAGGUUUCUCAGGGCGGUGUGCAUUUGCCAGGUGUGUAAUGAGGAAAAGGAAGUCUCCGGAAUCCUCCCCUGGCGUCCCAGGAGGCGAAAGCUAUGCACUGCACAGAGGCUGGGAAGGCUUUAAUUAAAUUCAACCACUGUGAGAAAUACAUCUACAGCUUCAGGGUGCCCCAGUGCUGCCCCCUCUGCCAGCAAGACCUGGGCUCGAGGAAGCUGGAGGAAGCACCUAUUAGCAUCGCUAAUCCAUUCACUAAUGGACAUCAGGAAAAAUGUUCAUUCCUCCUCAGACCAACUCAGGGGACGUUUCUUAGGGAGUAUGAUGGAAGGUCUAAUCUUCACGUUGGAAUAACUAACACAAAUGGGGUUGUGUAUAAUUACAGUGCACAUGGUGUCCAGCGAGAUGGCGCAGGGUGGGAGCAGAGCAUAAGCAUCCCAUUACUGCAGCCCAACAUGUAUGGAAUGAUGGAGCAAUGGGACAAGUACCUGGAAGACUUCUCCACCUCGGGGGCCUGGUUGCCUCACAGGUAUGAAGAAGACCACUACAACUGCUACACUUACACACUCUUGUUCAUUAACUGCGUUCUGAUGGCAGAAGGUAGAGAGCAACUGGACAAGAGUGAAUUUACAGAGAAGUACGUGGUCCCUCGGACAAGGCUGGCAUCCAAAUACAUCACACUCUACCGAGCAAUACAGGAGCAUGGCUUCUAUGUCACUGACCGUCCCCAGCAGGAGGCACAAGCCCCUGAGGGCAGCGGUUUGUGCUGAGAGCUACGUAAGUGCAGUCCGGACAAUGGGGGUAGGGAGCUUGCUACCUUUCAUCAGUACUAUGGAUUUCUAAAUGCAUUUAACUGUGGUCAAUAAAAACUUGUAUGGGUUGGGCCCUGUGUCUCACACCUGUAAUCCCAGUACUUCGGGAGGCCGAGGCAGGCAGGUCGUCUGAGGUCGGGAGUUUGAGACCAGUCUGGCCAAAAUGGUGAAACCCCAUCUCUACUAAAAAUAUAAAAAUUAGCCAGGCGUGGUGGCAGGUGCCUGUAAUCCCAGCUACUUGGGAGGCUGAGGCACAAGAAUCGCUUGAACCCAGGAGGCAGAGGUUGUAGUGAGCCAAGAUCGCAGCACUGCACUUCAGCUUGGACGACAGAGCGAGAUUCCAUCUCAAGAAAAAAAAAGUGCAUAGUAAGCUCAUGAUAGUGAACAAUAGUAAAACAAAACAAAACCAAAAACCCCCUCAGAAUCUAAAUCAGGAAAUGGUUACUCCUUUUAAAUGAACUCUUCAGGGUCUAUUUGCACAAACAGGCCUGGCAAUGCCUCAAAUCAGUAAAAUUCCAGCCUGUGUCCUUUUCAUUUGGCCUGACCCAACACAUGGAGGUUCAGGAGUUGGGUUUGCCGCCACAAAGUACUUCCUAUGCCCACUGGAAAGGCAGAGUUCAGAAAGGACACGAAGACAGGGCUAUCUUCUUUCCCUGAUAGCUUCAGGAGGAGUCUGGGGAAACUGGGAUCAGUAACUGUGGGGAUUUUGAACAAGUAUGUUGGAGUUUGUGUACCGAAAGAAUCAUCGAACUUCAAAACGCCAACAUGCAAAACAUUCCCGAAUUCCUCUUUGGAAACUUCUUCCAGAACUCAUUUUUUGACUAAAUGUGAUGUAUUACUUUACUUAAUCUUAUUCCCCAGCCUUGGUACCAACUGAUAUCUAAUUUCCAAAAA